Vitrella brassicaformis is the source of this 2568-nucleotide messenger RNA. The record is from the annotation of a GenBank genome assembly. NCBI's taxonomy places the organism in Eukaryota, Vitrellaceae.
GUAACACUCGGUGGUCUCUAAAUGCAGUGAUUAAUCGGACUCGACUGGCAUAAUAAGACCAACACGCUCGAACCCCAGGCACCCACCAUGCAAUACGUGAGGGCGUGCAGACACACAGCUGGAGACACACACCGAGUUGCAAGCGGGAAGCCAGGAGUGACUGAGUCAUCACGUCUCGUCGCAUAUCGAGACACACACACACACACACACAGGGGCUAGCAGAAGAAGGCGGGAAGGAAGCAAACCAAUCGGAACAGGUAUGCACACGAGAUACAGGCGACCUGCGCCACCCACUACACUUGACAAAAGGGGCCUUGGAAAGGUCACUGACUGCACCAACUGACUACCACGUCACGCCUGCUUCGCAGCCAUUCUGCACUGCAGCAACAUGCCCGCCCCCACACACAGGCCGGCACCAGCAAUGGCGAGGAGCGUCUUGGCUGCCAUGGGCAGGUCCAUCUUGACUCCCGGCCAGAUGCCGUCGAUGGUGGCGAAGUAGUCGCCAUACUUCUCACCCCGCCGGAUGCGGCGGAAGACCAGUCGGUCCUUGGUGGCGGGGUCGACCUUGUACAGGUACUCUGCCGACCGCAACUUGCCGUUGUACUGGAACCCCAUCGAAUGCCCAUGCGCACCUGCACAAACACACCAACACCAACACCAACACAUGCAUCCGUGUGAUUGAUUGCUAUGGGAGACGGUGUGGUUGGGGUGCGUUGGUUACCGGCGUCGUGUAUGACGGCGAUGUCGCCGAUUGACGGGACGGAUGGCAGGGGGCGGUCGAUGGCGAACUUGUCGUUGUUCUCGCACAGCCCACCCACUAUGUCAUACACCGCCAUCGACUUGCCCACAGCGUCCGCAGGAGUGUCAUCCUGACCAAAGAAACAGAGAGACGCACACCAAUACCCAUAGCAUGAGUGAUAGACAGGUCUUCGAAGAUUCGAUACUCACAAACAAUGGCGUAGGUAGGUAAUCCUCUGUCACCUACCUUGUUUGCGAACAGGUUUCUCUUCUUGGGGGUGUCCUUGGGCAGUGCCUCUGGCGGGGUGGGCACGAAGGUCACGUGAUGGUAGGCCGUGUACAUGCCGGGGCGCAUCAGGUGAGCCAUGUUGGCGUCCAAACCUGAUGGAUGGAUGGACAGACGUGUCUGUCUGCACAUUGGUAGGUGGGUGGGUGUCGUGUCACGUAACAUACACCCCUCCCUCCCUUCCUCCCUCCCUUAAGUGACGCACUCACUCCCUCACCAACCGAUGUAGUUUUUGUAGGUGUUUUUGUGGUGCACGACUCGUGCGAUGAGGAAACCGUUUGGUCCCGUGAUGAAGCGGCCGUUUUCCAUGACCACACGUACCGCCCCGAACCCGUUGGCUUUGAGGACCUUGUCGUACUCAGCCGCCACGCCAGCCGCCGUGCUCUCCACAUCCAUCUCGGCCUGAUCUGUGGGACAGACAAUACAGCACAGCCCGCACAAGCACAAGGAAGGUGCACACCAGUGAGUGCCCUUGCCUGUGCCUGUGUCAUUCAUUCAUUCUGUGUUGGUCGAGGCGAGGCGAGCGUACCAGGUUUGUAGUUGACGCCCAGCCCGCCGCCCAGGUUGACCAUCGAUAUCUCCACCCCACAGGCCUUGUUGAUCUCCACCACCAGCUCAAACAACAUCCGCGCCGUCGCCACAAUCUCACUCGGCUCCGUGCAGUUGGACACAACCAUCGCGUGCAACCCAAACCUGAUACACACAAGACAGACAGACAGACAGACACACACAUGUGAUGUGUUGUACGUGGGCUGCCUGCCUGCCACUGCAGUUGCUGACUGACCUCUUGACCCCCCUCUGCUUGGCCUUGGUAUAUGCCUGGAAGAGCUGGUCGCGUGUGAGUCCGAACUUGGCCUCCUUGGGGUCGCCGAUGAUGACAUUGCCGGCCCGGCGCGGCCCGGGGUUGUACCGAAACGAGAGGAACUCUGGCAGCCCGAUGGAGUCGUGGAGGUAGUCGAUGUGGCUGAUGUCGUCGAGGUUGAUGAUGGCGCCCAGCUGCUUGGCCUUCUGGUACUCGUUGAUGGGCGUGUUGUUGCUGGUGAACAUGAUCAUGUCGCCACGCAGCCCCACGCUCUCCGCCAACAUCAGCUCGGCGAGGCUGCUGCAGUCAGCGCCCAGGCCCUCGUCCUUGAGCAGCUUGAGCAGGUGCGGGUUCGGCGUGGCCUUGACGGCGAAGUAGUUGGUGAAGCUGGGCGACCAGCUGAAGGCCUGCUUGAGCCGCCGGCAGGUGGAGCGGAUGCCGUCCUCAGAGUACAUGUGGAACGGAGUGGGGAACCGCUGCACGGCGUCGAUGAGCUGCUUGUCUGUGAAGGGGAGGGACUUCCCGGGGGUGCCAGAGGGGGCCUUCUGCUCACCACCCAUGGCUCACACGGUCGACACUCCUCGGUAGACAGAUAGAUGUGGCUUCUGAAUGAAGCCCUCGACACUCGUGGGUAGACACAGAUAGAUGCGGUGCUUAUGACCCAGUUGCCAAAGAUGGCCAAUGAGAACGCUGAGGUGGUCCUUCCUUGUGUCCUCUUCCUUCUUCUCUCUCCUCCCCUUCU